ACCGAAGGCUUAAAAAGUGUGCCGCGGCGCCGGACGGGACAGUUGGAGUGCUACCUCGACAAGCAGUGCUCGUGCUUCUACCGUAGGCUUCCCCGCCAGCACCAUGCUCGCGUUGACGUUGACCCUCGCGCUCCUGGCGUCGUCCGCCAGCCCCGCCAGCGCGCGCUUCAUGCCCCUGCACCGGUUCACCUCCCUGGAGGGCAUGGCCGUGGACUCGGACCUCGACGCCGCCGCCCGGCCGGCCCGCCACGCCCUGGACUUUGCCGCGUUCGACCGGCCGCUGAGCGCCGAGCCCGACCCGCACCACCGCGUCGCCAGGGACGCCGCCGAGGCCUGCGACUGCGCCAACGACGCCGACCUGGUGGGCGAGAUCGUCGAGUCGGCGCCCGUCAUGGAGGACACCCUGGACGCCCCCGUCUACCAGCAGCCCCUCAAGUCCGCCCAGUUCGUCGAGUCCCCCGAGGAGCUCCACGGCAGCGCGCUGUCCGCCGACGACGCCGAGUUCGACGACGACCAGGAGGCCACGCUCUGCGAGGGCGGCCUGGAGCCCCUGCUCGAGGCCUCCGACGAGCCCGGCGCGGGGAGGCCUGCCCGGCAGACGGGCCUCGAGGCGGACAAGGACAAGGACAAGGUGGAGGCUGCCGAAGAACAAACCCCCAAGGAAGGCGCGGACAAGGUGGAGGCUGCCGACGGACAACCGCCCAAGGAAGGCGAGUCGCAGGCGGAGCUCUUCCCUAUCCCAGAGGUCGUCCCCGCGGCCCAGGGCACACGCGCAGUAGCGGACACCCCCGUGGACGCCACCGCCGACGCCACCGCCGACGCCACCGCCGACGCCUCCGAAGCCCAGCAGCAGGAGCCCGAGGAGGCCGAGCCGGUAGAGGUGGAAGCCUCCGCGUAAGCAGCAGCCCUCUCAUUGGGCACUGACUCGCUAGCUGCCACGCCACGCCCUGCCCGACCAGCCCAGCCCAGCGCAGCGCAGCGCACCCCGUCGGCCGUCGACGGCGGGCUUCGUGGAGCGUCGUCAGCAGCCGCCAUCGGUGGCCUGACGGCCUGUCGGCUGACCUGGCCGUGCUGGCGGCCUUCUUCGAGUGGCCGGGCACCGACCGCGCGACGCAGCUGGAAGUGGGGACGUUUAAAGACGAUGGGGAGGGGGAAUCGGAGGAGGCCCUGGACAACUGUUUCUUGACUGAUUAAUUAGGUAUAUUCGCUCUCGCUCUAGGUGUAAGUUAUUUAUUAAAACUUAGUGGUAAAUAAAAAAAUUAA
This is a messenger RNA of Thrips palmi, 1263 nucleotides long. RefSeq lists its product as uncharacterized. Lineage: Eukaryota; Metazoa; Arthropoda; Insecta; Thysanoptera; Thripidae. The transcript is spliced from 2 exons. Bases 104 to 898 code for a protein of 264 amino acids. The record is from RefSeq and is a predicted model, not a curated record.